CAGCUCCAGAACUCAAGGACUGGAUUCAUUCAACAGAUGCACGGGGUUUGUAAGACUCAAGUCAGUCAGCGACCAUCGUGUGUUCCUUUUCUUAGUCGGUAUCCGAGACCUGCCACUAUAUUUUCUCUAGAGCUGCACCUGCUGUGAAAAAGCUGACGGUGUGUGGAAGUCAGCAACUGAAUAUCCAGUGAUGGAGAGAGAACACACGUAUUCAGAUGUGGAAGAGAACUUUGAAUAUUGUGAUAUAUUGAGCAUGGUGGAGGGAACAAACCCACUUAAUGAGAAGGAAAAUUGUGAUGUCUUCCAAGGGGACAGUUUUCAAGAAAUCCUACCCCUUCAGAAAAUAUCCAAAGGAGACAAUAGAGAAGAGCGCCCUGGAAGUGCAGAAGGUCUUUCUGAAACAGCAGAUACGACUAUGCAUUGGAACACCCAUAAUACAAAGAGAGCAUUUAAAUGCCUGGAAUGUGGAAAAACCUUUGGAUGGAAACAAACUCUAACUUCCCAUCAAAGAAUUCACACAGGGGAGAACCCAUAUAAAUGCCUGGAUUGUGGAAAAUGCUUCAGUCUGAGUGGACACCUAACUGUCCACCAAAGAAUUCACACAGGGGAGAAACCAUACAAAUGCCUGCAGUGUGGAAAAAACUUCAGCGAGAGUGGAAGCCUUACUGCCCACCGAAGAAUUCACACAGGGGAGAAACCAUACAAAUGCCUGGAGUGUGGAAAAGGCUUCACUCAGUAUGGAAACCUUACUGUCCACCGAAGAAUUCACACAGGGGAGAAGCCGUUUAAGUGUCUAGAAUGUGGGCAAGGCUUUAAAAGGAAGUAUGAUCUAAGUACCCAUGUAAGAAUUCACACAGGGGAGAAACCAUACAAAUGCCUGGAGUGUAGAAAAGGCUUCACUCAGAAUGGAAACCUUACUACCCACCGAAGAAUUCACACAGGGGAGAAACCUUAUAAAUGCCUGGAGUGUGGAAAAUGCUUCAUUUGGAGUGGAGAACUUACUGUCCACCGAAGAAUUCACACAGGGGAGAAGCCAUAUAAGUGUCUAGAAUGUGGGAAAGGCUUUAAAUGGAACAGUAAUCUAGAUUCUCAUGUAAAAAUCCACACAGGGGAGAAACCAUACAAAUGUCUGGAGUGUGGAAAAAGCUUCAGACGGAGUGAACACCUUACUGCCCACCGAAGAAUUCAUACAGGGGAGAAACCAUACAAAUGCCUGGAGUGUGGAAAAGGCUUCACUCACAAUGGCAACCUUACUGCCCACCGAAGAAUUCAUACAGGGGAGAAACCAUAUAAAUGCCUGGAGUGUGGAAGAAGCUUCAGUGACGGUGGAAGCCUUAAUGCCCACCGAAGAAUUCAUACAGGGGAGAAGCCAUAUACGUGUCUAAAAUGUGGGAAAGGCUUUAAACGGAGAAAAGAACUAGCUUCCCAUGAAAGAAUCCACACAGGGGAGAAACCAUAUACAUGCUUGCAGUGUGGGAUAAGGUUCAGUCACAGGCCAGCCCUUACUACCCAUCAAAAAAUAGUUCACAGAUGA
Messenger RNA from Eublepharis macularius, 1534 nucleotides. RefSeq names its product zinc finger protein 501-like. NCBI's taxonomy places the organism in Eukaryota, Metazoa, Chordata, Lepidosauria, Squamata, Eublepharidae. The coding region runs from base 191 to 1534 and encodes 447 amino acids. The transcript has 2 exons. Gene Ontology annotation, cellular component: nucleus. The record is from RefSeq and is a predicted model, not a curated record.